This is a messenger RNA of Postia placenta MAD-698-R-SB12, 1953 nucleotides long. RefSeq lists its product as hypothetical. The record is from RefSeq and is a predicted model, not a curated record. Gene Ontology annotation, cellular component: mitochondrion. The transcript has 5 exons. Lineage: Eukaryota; Fungi; Basidiomycota; Agaricomycetes; Polyporales; Adustoporiaceae. Bases 55 to 1839 code for a protein of 594 amino acids. Gene Ontology annotation, biological process: mitochondrial translation.
CGAUUUCCCUCCCCUAGACUUACCUUAACGAAAUACACGACCCGCACGCUAUCAAUGGCGACCUCCGGCACCGAAUCCCUCAACCAGGAGAUCGCACAGCAGAAGGUGCUCCUCAAUGACCUCCGAAAACAGCAGGCCGACGCCGCCACCGUAGACGAGGCGAAGAAGAAGCUCGGAGAUCUCCAGCGCGCGCUCGCGCAGCUGCACUUGCAAGCUUCUGGAGGAGUGAAAGACGGCGGGAAAAAGAAGGAACGCCUGCUGCUCAAGACACCCAAGGGCACGCGCGACUAUGGCCCGAACGAGAUGUUCUGUCGCGAGCACAUCGAGCGCACCGUCAAGGAAUGCUUCACGAUGUACGGCGGUGGCUGCCUCGACACGCCCGUCUUCGAGCGCAAAGACAUCCUUGCGGGCAAGUAUGGCGAGGACGCGAAGCUCAUCUUCGACCUGAUGGAUCAGGGUGGCGAGCAGCUUGCGUUGCGGUAUGACCACACGGUCCCACUCGCACGCUACCUGGCGAUGAACGGCGCCGUCAAUAUGCAGUCGAAACUCUGGCAGGUCGGCAAGGUCUACCGACGAGAUAAUCCCGUCAUGUCCAAAGGCCGUAUGCGGGAGUUCUCACAAGCAGACUUCGAUAUUUCUGGUGUCUGGGAUCCCAUGAUCCCCGACGCUGAACUGAUCAGCCUUCUGUGCACCAUCCUUACACGACUAGACGUUGGCGAAUUCACAGUCAAGAUUAACCACCGAAAAAUUCUCGACGGUAUAUUCGAGGUGUGUGGCGUCCCAUCAGAGAAGAUCCGCACGAUCUCCUCUGCGGUAGACAAACUGGACAAGAUGGCGUGGGUGGACGUGAAGAAGGAGAUGACGGACGAAAAGGGGCUGGACCCCGCCGUCGCCGACAAGAUCGGCGAGUACGUGAAGCAUAAGGGAGGGCCUACGCUGCUAGAGCAGUUGAAGGCGGAUGAGGCUUUGAUGGCGAACGCGAGCGCGAAACAGGGCAUUCAGGAGAUGGGUAUCCUCUUUACCUAUCUACAGGCGUACCAAGUCAUCGAUAAGCUCUCCUUCGAUAUGUCACUAGCGCGCGGCCUCGACUACUACACUGGCAUCAUUUAUGAAGCCAUUGUCGAAGCAUCCGCGCCGCCUGGGUUCAAAGCGGCGAAUGCCUUCGCCUCAACCUCCUCUACUGUGUCUACCGUCGACUCUUCCGCCGCUCCUGCGCCUGCCCCCGCACCAAAGAAGAAGGCGAAGAAGAGCUCCGCCGACGAUGAGGAAGAGGAGAUCGACGAGUCGCAGGUGGGCGUUGGUUCGAUCGCCGCCGGCGGGCGAUACGACAAUCUCGUAGGCAUGUUCACAGCCGCGGCGGCAGGCGAGGGAAAGAAGACGGCAGGGCUGCCCUGUAUUGGUGUAUCCAUUGGGCUGGACCGUGUGUUCGCGAUCGUGUGGCCAAAGUGGGUCGCGAAGGGCAUGCGCAGCAAGGCGACGAUGGUGUACGUGAUGGCGGCAGGCGACGGGCUGCUCGGGGAGCGCAUCUCGCUCGCACGCGAGCUGCGUGUGGCGGGACUCCCGACGGACUUCCUGUUCAAGAACAAGCCGAAGCUGCCGACGCAGUUCGCGGCGGGCGAGCGCGACGAGGUGCCAUUCGCAGUGAUCCUCGGUGAGAGCGAGCUCAAGGAGGGCCUCGUGACCGUGAAGGAGCAGAAGUGGGAGCUUGUCGACGGGAAGAAGGUCAAAAUCGAGUCGACAGACAAGGGUGUGAAGGUGCGCCGAGACGAGCUUGUGCGCUGGCUCAAGGAUUCGCCGACGUACGCCGACUGGGCGAGCGGGAAGUGGGUGCAGAACUAGGCUUGCAGUGUUGCAGCUGGCGAGGGCAAGCGGUGGUCAACGUAGAUGUGAACUUCAACGCUAUUUAUUGAAUGUGCUUUGUGUUUGGAAUAUACGUCUUUGCAAUUGCUGUCC